AUGGAAACACCAGCUACACCCUCCAACCCCCUAAGGGUAAUCAUAAUCGGCGCCUCAUACGGAGGUCUCAGCGCCGCCGUCAACCUCCUCGACCUAUGUACCGGGCGUCCCGCACGCUUCACCCCAUCUCCCCCUUCACACCAGCCAACGACUCCUAUCCCCCUGGAACUCACGAUCCUCGACGAAAGAGACGGUUUCUUUCACACCAUCGGCGCGCCGUUGGCGUUGACGAAUCCCAAAUACACCAGCCCCUUCUGGACACACACAUCCGACAUAACCGCCCUUCAACACCCCAGCGUCAAAUUCAUACACGGCUCAGCAUGUAGCAUUGAUAUUCACAGCCAAACUCUCACGCUCCUCGCUUCAGGGUCGUCUUCAAGAAAGACCCUCCCGUACGACUAUCUCAUUGUGGCGAGCGGAUUGCGGAGAGCGUGGCCCGUCGUCCCACAGGCAUUACGCAAAUCAGACUAUCUGGAUGAAGUAGCUGCGCAUAUUUCACGGCUCAACACAGAUGUAGUGGUCAUCGGUGGCGGAGCGGUGGGCGUAGAAACAGCCACAGAAGUAAAGCACACGUAUCCCCUACUCAACGUCACGCUCAUCCAUUCUCGCUCUGAACUUCUUUCUUCGGAACCACUGCCCGACCAAUUCAAAGAGCGGGUGUUGCACGCCGUACGAGAAGCAGGCGUGAAAGUCAUACUAAACACGAGGUUCGAUCUUGAGGAACCAGGUUCGCGAUAUGUGAUCAAGGCGAUUUCGCGGCCCGUCCCCUCGACGUCAUUUUUACCGGGGCAAGUGCUAGACAAGGAGGGAUAUGUGCGCGUUACGGAAUUGUUGAAUUUUGGGGAUUCGAAGCGUCAGUUUGCAGUGGGUGAUGUUACUGUCGUGAAGGGGAUAAAGCGCUGCUCGUCGGCUAUGCAGAUGGGUUACUGUGCAGCUGUGAAUAUAUAUAGGGAUGUGACGGGGGGAGAGUACAUGGCCAUGGGGGAGGUGUAUCCGGGGAUGGGGCUGGCGGUAGGUAAGACGGGGUUGUAUUGGAAUCCGGAUGAUGGGAUAGUGGUGGGGGAGGAGGCGUUGAAGGAAAUGUUUGACGAUGAUUUGGGAUGGACUAAAUGCUGGGAGUAUAUGAAUCUCGGGACACCGCAUGGGGUAUAG
Messenger RNA from Pochonia chlamydosporia 170, 1152 nucleotides. Its product is annotated as pyridine nucleotide-disulfide protein. Gene Ontology annotation, molecular function: electron-transferring-flavoprotein dehydrogenase activity; flavin adenine dinucleotide binding. The record is from RefSeq and is a predicted model, not a curated record. NCBI's taxonomy places the organism in Eukaryota, Fungi, Ascomycota, Sordariomycetes, Hypocreales, Clavicipitaceae. Bases 1 to 1152 code for a protein of 383 amino acids. The transcript is spliced from 5 exons. Gene Ontology annotation, cellular component: cytoplasm.